AUGAAAGGUGAAAAUUAUUCUUUGGACGACAGUGUUGUGGUGAAUUUGCGGUCGGUGUCAGCGAUCGUCAUCACUGACUUCGACGGUAACCGGAUUGCGUCCCGGUGUUAUGUGGGGAAUUCAGCGGAAGUGACGGGGCUGGAGCGGAAGUUGAGAACGUUCCGGAAGGAGUCUCUCGUGGUUUUGGACGACCACGUUUGCUUGCUGGACUCGUACAUGCUGAAGAUGUUGUUUGGCGACGUUCUCUGUUCUUCGCUCGUGUUGGAAAAUUUGCACGCUGUUUACCUGGUUCUUGAUGAGGUUUGCGAUCGUGGAAUUCUUUUGGAGCCCAGUGCAAAAGUGAUUCUCGACCGAAUGAAGGAAGGAACUGAACCCACGAUUUCAGAAGAUUUGACAGUUGGCGAGUUGAUAACUCUUGGACAAAGGCGACUAAAGGCCCUCAUCAAAUGAUGCGAUUGUUGUUAUCAACACUGAACUGAGUCAUCCAUGAAUUUCAAGUUAUGUUCGGAAAUUUGUUUUGUUUUGCGAAAUGCUACGGUUUUUCAAACCUGUUAUUUUGCUGGUUUCCCGUCCUUGAAAAAUUUACUUCACGAAUUGAUCCUGUAUUUUUUGGCACAGAUACUGUAGUGUUUUUCUCUGUGACUGAUCUUGCUUGGAAUCCCCAAGAAAAAUGGACAGAAAAGAAUUGACCAAAAAAAUGGGGGUUUGAAAGUCGUGCGUCUUUUGAGGUCAUCAAAAUUUUUGUUUCGAAACCCUCGAAGUCACUGUGUGAGUGUGUGUUGAUGAAAAAGACAUUAAAAAUUUUAUGAAAUGCUGUGGA
Molecule: messenger RNA, 820 nt
Organism: Notodromas monacha
Lineage: Eukaryota; Metazoa; Arthropoda; Ostracoda; Podocopida; Cyprididae
Source: the annotation of a GenBank genome assembly